AUGGCUUCAAACGAGAAUUCUACCCCGGCAACCGGAAUUGCCGACGGUCUUGCGCCGUCGCACACCUAUGUGCCCAACGAAGGCUAUGUGAACCCCGAUAACGCAGACUCCGCUGAGGCGGGGCAAGAUCUGCCCGAAAAUUAUGAAGAAGAUGAAGAAGACGAGGACUACGACGAUAUUUUCGACGAGGAAUUGGAUCGCGAAGAUAUCUUGUCCUCUGACAACAGCGAUCUCACAAAAGCCUACAACCGCCAGCGCAGAAUCAACGAUCUCGCUGCCGACUCCAAUGUGCCGAGAUGGACCUACCCAAAGACGAACACCCAGAAGCCUACUGUGAACACCUCGGCCUCCAUCGAUGAUCAAGUCAAGUCUCUCACUCGGCAUGCGGGAAAGAUCAAACUCGAUGAUCAACAAGCUGGUCUUUCGGGUCGCGCUGAGAAGGGCGCAGAUAAAGCAGACCGAGCCACGUCGGAACAAGUGUUGGAUCCUCGCACACGGAUGCUGUUGCUGCAAAUGAUCAACAGAGGUCUUGUCUCAGAAAUUCACGGAUGUUUGUCUACCGGAAAGGAAGCCAACGUCUACCAUGCCAUGUCCAUUUCGCAAGAGGACGACGAGGCUCCCCCGCUGCACCGCGCUAUCAAGGUCUACAAGACAAGUAUUCUGGUCUUCAAGGACCGUGACAAGUACGUCACUGGCGAGUUCCGUUUCCGUCAGGGAUACAACAAGAGCAACAACCGGGCCAUGGUCAAAAUGUGGGCCGAGAAGGAGAUGCGAAACUUGCGCAGAAUCCACGCCGCUGGCAUCCCCUGUCCCGAGCCUAUCUAUCUUCGUCUGCACGUCCUUGUUAUGGGAUUCAUCGGUAGCUCUAAGGGCCUGGGUGCUCCUCGUCUCAAGGAUGUUGAGUUCAGCAUUCCCGAGCCUGAGACCCGCUGGCGUGAACUGUACAUGGAAUUGUUGGGCCACAUGCGCGUUAUGUACCAGACUUGCCACCUGGUUCACGCCGAUCUGAGCGAGUACAACAUUCUCUACCAUAAGGAGCGUCUGUAUAUCAUUGAUGUCAGUCAAAGUGUUGAGCACGAUCACCCGCGCAGUUUGGAAUUCCUGCGCAUGGAUAUCAAGAACGUUAGCGACUUCUUCCGCCGCAAGAACGUCAUGACUCUCCCUGAGCGCACUGUGUUCAAUUUCGUUAUCUCUCCCGAAGGCCCGACUGAGAUCACCGCCGGAAAUGAUGAAAUGAUCAGCGCCAUUGACAAGCUACUUGUGGCUCGUGAAGAGGGCACCGAUGAGCAGCAGGAUGCGGAUGAUGUCGACACUGCCGUUUUCCGCCAACAAUAUAUCCCCCAGACACUGGAGCAGGUGUACGAUGUUGAGCGUGAUGUCGAGCGUAUCCGCGAUGGCACAGGCGAUGACCUUGUCUAUGGAGACCUCCUGGCAGCUGGCAAGAAGAAGGAUGCUGCCGAUGCUGAUGAAGACGCCGAGUCUGAUGCAAGCGGUGGUGUCUCUGUGUCAGGAUCUGGCUCUGAUGACGAGGAUGAUCCAUUCGCCAAGAAGCCUCCUCGGGGCAAGCGUUUUGAAGACAAAGACUCCAAGCGCGAUCAUAAGGCAAAGGUGAAGGAAGAGAAGCGCGAACAGCGGGCAAACAAGAUGCCCAAGCACUUGAAGAAGAAGCUUGUUUCUUCGUCUGCGCGGAAGAAGCACUAA
Messenger RNA from Penicillium soppii, 1701 nucleotides. RefSeq names its product serine/threonine-protein kinase RIO1. Lineage: Eukaryota; Fungi; Ascomycota; Eurotiomycetes; Eurotiales; Aspergillaceae. Bases 1 to 1701 code for a protein of 566 amino acids. The transcript has a single exon. Gene Ontology annotation, cellular component: preribosome, small subunit precursor; cytosol. Gene Ontology annotation, biological process: maturation of SSU-rRNA. The record is from RefSeq and is a predicted model, not a curated record. Gene Ontology annotation, molecular function: protein serine/threonine kinase activity; ATP binding.